GCGUUAUUUUUUUCAAAUAAAUUCACGCAAUAUUUUAAAAUUUAUCAAAUACUGGGAUUUGAAUUUUUUUUCGCUCUUAAAUUUAUUUUAGAAAAUAAACGACAACAAUCAAAAUUGACUGCCAUUUACUUCCAUUGCAAAAUAAUAAAAUUUUGAAGGCGGAACUUCUACUUUAAUUUUUCUGGAAAUAAUUUGUAAAAAUGGCACUGAAAUUCGCGGCUAACCUUAGCUUUAUGUUUACCGAGUGUCCUAAUUUAAUUAGCCGUUACCAAUUAGCCAAGGAAGCUGGGUUUCAUGCAGUGGAAAGUGGAUUUCCUUUUGGUUACACUGUUCAGCAGGUUCAAAAUGCGAAAAAAAAUGCUGAUAUUGAGCAAGUGCUGAUAAAUGUUUUUACUGGGGAUGUCACUAAAGGUGAAAUGGGUUUUGCUGCAAUUCCAGGUGAUGAAGCGAAAUUUAAAAAUAGUAUUGAACUUACUAUCGACUAUGCUAAAGCAUUAAAUUGCAAAAAAAUUCAUGUGAUGGCAGGAAUUGUUGAAAACCCUACGGCAGAAAAUGAUACAGUCUACGAGUCCAAUUUACGUUUUGCAGUUGAAAAAUUUAAAGAAGAAGGAAUUAUUGGUAUUAUUGAGCCUAUCAAUAAAUAUGCUCUUUCAAAUUAUUAUUUGAAUUGUUUUGAUAAAGGCAUUGAAAUUAUCAAGAAAAUUAAUAGCCCACAUUUAAAAUUAAUGUGUGAUAUUUUUCAUCUGCAACACAUCAAAGGAAACAUUACAAAUUUUAUGAAAGACAAUUUACCGUACAUUGGACACAUACAAAUUGCACAAGUUCCUGAUAGGAAUGAGCCCGAUACGUUGGGCGAAUUAGACUAUAAAUACAUUUUUUCAUUAAUAAAAGAAAUUGGAUACAAUGGUCACAUUGGUUUAGAAUACAAACCGAAAACAACAACAAUGGAAGGAUUAAAGUGGGUUAAAAAUUUUGGUGAAAAUUUAUAACAAAAAAAAAAGAACAUUUUAUUUUGUUAUUUUAUCAAUAAAUACUUUACAAAAUUAUAACUUUUAUGAGCAUUAAAUAAUCUCAUACAAAUAACAAUUUUAAAAAAAUUA
Messenger RNA from Microplitis demolitor, 1100 nucleotides. It is a transcript of the gene Gip, whose product is annotated as putative hydroxypyruvate isomerase. Bases 201 to 989 code for a protein of 262 amino acids. The record is from RefSeq and is a predicted model, not a curated record. Gene Ontology annotation, molecular function: hydroxypyruvate isomerase activity. The transcript has 6 exons. NCBI's taxonomy places the organism in Eukaryota, Metazoa, Arthropoda, Insecta, Hymenoptera, Braconidae. Gene Ontology annotation, biological process: glyoxylate metabolic process.